Molecule: messenger RNA, 1833 nt
Organism: Mesocestoides corti
Lineage: Eukaryota; Metazoa; Platyhelminthes; Cestoda; Cyclophyllidea; Mesocestoididae
Source: the annotation of a GenBank genome assembly
AUGAAUGUGAGGAAACGUAAUGCAAGAUUGGCUUCUGUAAAGCUUAAGUCAUCGUAUAUGUCCUAUGUGACAUCCCGUGAGUAUGGGCGCAAAGGGCGUUGUAUUGGCGUCGACCAAGCUCCCCUCUCUGAUCGGCUUCCUUUAAUAUGGGAUGGGAGGUCAUUGCCACUAUCAUAUGAGGAUAAAGUUUUUGCCAGCCAAUGGAUUUCGAACGAGGAACUCCUUAUUGGGACAAAAUGUAACCACUUUGGCCUUUUGAAUUGCAGGACUUGUAAAAUUAUCGAUAUACCGUUGCUCGAGGAGACAGAAAAAAUUGAAUCUCAGGAACAAGUUUGCGGGUGUGGGAUUCAUGCCAUUCAAAAGAACCCCUCGCAGACCUUUGUGGCCACAGGGGGUAAAAAUGUGACAACUAUUGGAGUUUAUAGAUUGCCGGAUCUCACUCCAGAGUGUAUAUUUCAGAAACAGCACAAAAAUUGCGUAUUCGAUUUGCGGUGGAUCGAUGACGCUCACCUGGCUUCCUGUUCACGAGACUCCUGUCUAGCCCUCUGGCGGUUACCCUGUGCCGAUACAUAUUUACCCUCACUGCUGAAUCACGAUCCAGGUUCCCUAAUAACAAACCCCCGACCUGUUCCCUCGCACGCUUCAUUAAACACCCCCGUGGGUUAUGCCAUCUCCACGACUCCAAAUGACCGGUUCAGGGCCCUCGAAUAUCUUCCUACUCGCAAUAUGUUGGCUGUGGUCUCCAUGUCGCGUCGAUUUUACCUUUACGACAUUGAUCAGCUGUUUUCUUCUCACAUGGGCACUCAAAAACCUAUAAAUAAGAUGCCUCUUCUCUCAUCGGACAAGGAAGCAGUCGCUCUUCGUCGGUGGCCAAGUAACCCUCAAGUGGUGUCUCUGGCAACUCAUCGAUCAGUCCUGUUGUUUGACAUCCGUUGUCGAUCGCAGAUUCGAAGAAUGGUUUCACGUUCAAUUAAACCACCCUCCUCUUAUCAUUCUUGUGUCCGAUCACUUAAUUUUUCCGGUAACAUCCUUUCCUAUGGUACCUCUGCAGGCAAAGUGUACUUUUACGAUUUGGUGGCUGACAACCACCUACCGAGUCACCUCGACAUCGAAAGCCAAUCCAGGCAAUUUAAUUCUCCCCCAUGUAGUCACUUUAACUAUUCGGAUCCAUCUUCAGACGAUAGUCUUCCCGACCUAGCCUCAGAUCUCGGCCAGAACAACACCAACGGUGUAUCUGAAGAGGAGGGAGAAGAUACAGAAUCAAACGAAAUGGAGUUGUCCUUUGAGUUUUCAGGCGAUGCUUUUCCUUCCUUCCGAAGAGCCAACAUUCGGUUAGCUACCUCGAACUCGCCCGAAAUGUCCACUCUGGACAGAAGGUUGCUUGUUUAUCUUCAGUCCGCCACUCCCCAGACGGAACAUCACCAACGAUCUUUGAAUCAAAUUCGUCGUGCCGCAGCCGCCCUGCGACGUCGAGUUGUUAAUACUGCCAUUCAAUUCACAGCUGAUGCAGUAGAAUCGGAGGAGAACAUGGCUGUUCGACUUUCUAGUGAUGAAGAGGGUAACGAAGAUGAAUCAGAUGAUGGUGUAGACCUCUCGAUGCCAAGCGGGUCCUCGGGCAUAUGGAACCAACCACCUCUUUUUGAGAAUUCAGAGCUUCUACAGAAUCUUGGCUUCGAUACUCUAAAUUGGGCUAGGGAAGGUAGUUUGCCAGCCCUUGGUACCAGUGUAGCCGUCUACACACAUGAAUAUGACCCUACUGGGACGCGUUUGUUUACUGCUGGCGGUCCCAUCGGCUCUGCGUUCUCGGGCAACUUUGCGGUUGUCUGGGAUUAG